Molecule: messenger RNA, 3621 nt
Organism: Neoarius graeffei (lesser salmon catfish)
Lineage: Eukaryota; Metazoa; Chordata; Actinopteri; Siluriformes; Ariidae
Product: metalloproteinase inhibitor 3
Exons: 5
Coding region: 122-763 (213 amino acids)
Biological process (GO): negative regulation of endopeptidase activity; negative regulation of membrane protein ectodomain proteolysis
Cellular component (GO): extracellular matrix
Molecular function (GO): metalloendopeptidase inhibitor activity; protease binding
Source: RefSeq, a predicted model, not a curated record
CGCACUGAGUCUCAGUCUGAGCAGACGCGCGCGCACAGGAUCAAGGACAGAAAGACCAGACGCGACGCGACGAGCUGAGCUUCAAGGCGAAUAAAAUAAAAUAAAAUAAAACUCCGACAGUAUGAAAUCCGGCUCCCAGCUGCUCAGCCUGCUGCUGUUCGUGUUCAGCAGCCUGCGCGUGGACGAGCUGGAGGCUUGCUCGUGCGCGCUCACGCACCCGCAGGACGCCUUCUGUAACUCCGAUAUCGUGAUCCGUGCCAAAGUGGUGGGGAAGAAGUUGCUGAAGGAUGGCCCGUUUGGCACCAUGCGCUACACAGUCAAGCAGACGAAGAUGUACAAAGGCUUCGACAAAAUUCAGCAUGUCCAGCACAUUUACACAGAUGCUUCAGAGAGUCUGUGUGGGGUCAAGUUUGACAUUAACAAAUACCAGUACUUGAUUACAGGUCGUGUGUACGAUGGAAAGGUUUAUACAGGGCUCUGUAACUUUAACGAGAGGUGGGAACGUCUGUCUCUCGCUCAGAAAAAAGGAAUGAACCAUCGCUACCAGCUGGGCUGCAACUGCAGGAUUAAGCCUUGCCACUUUCUGCCCUGCUUCGUGACCUCGAAGAACGAGUGCCUGUGGACAGACAUGUUGUCACACUUCGGCUAUCCUGGCUACCAGUCCCGGCACUACGCCUGCAUCCAGCAGAAAGAGGGCUACUGCAGCUGGUACCGGGGCAUGAUCUCACGAGACAAAACCAACAUGAACACCACAGAUCCCUGAAAUAUCCCAACAGUCUCUUGGGUGUGUUUUGUUUUGUUUAUUUUUUUACAAAUCCUUUUUUCUUCUAUUACCCAUCAAACCAAUUAUUGUUUCCUGCUGCAAAAGUUUUCCUUUCCUUGUUUCCAGAAUAAUUCAGAUCGUGCCGAAUGACCGUUUCAUUGAUGCCUGUGGUAGCACUUUAGACAUAAACAAUACCUGCGUUUUAACACGGACUAUUUUUAAAGCUGUGGCCCAGUCAGUCUGCGCUCUGCUGUCCACCAAGACGCUCACUGAGCAGUUCAAUGCCCUCCGAGGAUCCCUCUCUCAGAGGGAGAGAAGAAAUGAAUCGGGGUAAACAACAGGGUUCAGUGAUGAUUUUAUUAUCAGAACUAGUAAUUAGAAUUUGUGUCAAGUGUUGCGCAUAAUGUAUCAGGUAUAGACAAACAUCCAUAAAAUCCGAUCACUAUGCAUUUGUUUAUUAUCGGUGCCUUCAAAUGGGGUCGUGUUCACGAAGAGUCCACGUGAACGCCCUCCUCUUGUGGUAUUCACGACUUUGGAAGUUUUUUCCACGACUCAAAGCUCCAAGUUCAUGAGAUGUGAUGCGUUUGCAGACCUCUUCAGAAGUUUCAGACUCGUGGAAAUGCAUUUUUCAGUGGAUAAGUAAAUCUAUUGUAAUUUCAGGCAUUUAAUACAAUGACUACUUUGUAAUUUUAUAAUGCAUCUGAGGAAAAUGUUUAUUCCCAACAGCAUUAUCUGCUCAUCAGCCUGUUAAAUUGUUCACAUCAAUUAACACUUGGGUGUUUCAAGACGGCGUUGCCUAGCAACAGCAUCUCAUGACGACUUGCCACUUGAACGCCAAGUGUUUUUUGUCUACGUGACUUCGGAUGUUGUUAUCACAAGUUCACGAGUUCCAUUUGAAGGCAGCAUGUACUCAAAGGCAUAAUCCCCCCCCCAAUAGCAGCACAGUCCUAUUGCUGCAACACCAUAUUCCCUUUCUAGACAUCUUUUAAGAUUAAGUUCAGAACCAAGUUGAUGACCCUUUUGAUACCGGGAUGAAAACAGCUAAUUGAAUUGUAGAAUUUUUUUUUUUUUUUUUUAAAUCCCUGGCAAUUUGUGCCUCGGUCGUCAGUUUCUUUUGAGAAUGCACUCAAAAAGCUUUCUAAACUGCUGCCUCGUUAUCGAUCAGAACAUUUGGACACUUCCAUCACUCCAAUAUAAAGCAAUAAGUGUUACUGUGAAAAGGUUGGGUGCCAUACACAGCAUCACUUAACACAGCACAUGUAGAGACGAUGCGCCAUGAUGUACGGUGCCGUACUUGCAGUUCAAUCCAGUCAGAGGACGACAGUGUUGGUGUAAUUUGUGAAAGCAAUACUGGUCCUCGUUCAGAAAAAGUGUUCUUUUUUUUUUUUUAUUAUUUAGAAUGAGAUGAAUGAAUAACUGUAUAGAUCCACCAUGUAUGCUGUAUAAUAUCUAUUUAUAAGUGAUCCUUUUGCCUGAAUCCUGCUUCCUUCUCUAGUUGAUUGACUUUCCUCAUAUAAUCUUCUGCAUUCAAAGUUUUCAGUCGCAUAGUAAUAAGAGUUAUGUAUAUUUUUUACAAAACAGAAAAACCCAACUGCAUAGCACACUUUGUGGGGAACAUUUAUUUUCAUGAUCAGAGUACUUAGUUUAUUUUUUAUUCCUUUCUCGUGCUCUUUAUGGUAUAAGCUAAGAAACGAUGACCUGACUAAAACCUCUGUUACAUUUUUGCGAGUGUUAGUACAUUUAAACUGACGGAGUUAGCGCUCCAGAUUAACCUGAUCUAACACACAAUCAGCUCUGUGCCUGCACUGAUUUGUAUUCAUGACUGAGCUUAAUCUGGACGGAGAAACCGCCUCAUAGUGUGUUCCAAGAAAAGGCUACAAAUUCCUGUGCAAAUCCUAGAACCAAAAGUCAAAUCUGUGCCAGGAGUUGCUUGGCGUUUUCUGUCAAAAGUACAUUUGUAUCAUGAUGUUAUUAGUGUUCAUUUGAUGGUACUACUUCUGUGCUGAGAAAUGAGCUGGCUGGUACUAACACUUUUUUUUGGUCCCCCCCCCCCCCCACCUUCUCCUUUGGUCACCAUAUAAACAGGUUUUAGUUUUGGUAUUAGUUAUGGAGAAAAUAUUUCUGUAAAGAUAUUGACCGUUGAAAUGGACAGCUGCAUUAUUGAUUUGUUACUAAGUCGUUGUGUUUUUUGUUUUUUUUUCUCUCUCAUAUUCACAGUAUUGACUAUCUUCAGUUCAUUCCUCUAUACAAGACUAAGAUGUCUCUGGUAGAUGAAAUGGCAGAAAACAAUUCAGUCAUUAACCUACACUUCCAAUUAAUGUCAUUAAGAACUGUACAGGAGGCGUAUAACCUCCAGGAUAAUCAAACUGAUCCAUGGUGUUCAAGAUUAUUUGUACUUUUAGCAGACAUGCUACCGAUGUGGUUUAAGACAAAAUACACCUUAUUUAUUUUAAUAAUUAGUCAUAUCAAACCCUCCCUCCAUCCAAACAAAAAAAAGGCAUCUUGGUCUCAAUCACUUUAUGCUUGUGUAAAAUACUGUCUGGUUUUACACACCUUGCCGUCAAUCAUGUCUUGAAUACAAUUAAUAGAAUAUUCGAGACUUUUUGUGUGUCUGUGUGUACACUGAUUUGUGAGGGGAAAUGUCUUUCUUGUAGGAUCUUACAGAAAUGUUAUGAUUUUUAAUUUCUUUUUUAUAUUUUUAUAAUAAAGAUUUAAUGAAAAUUGCAUUUGUGACCAUGUCCUAUUUAACAAAAUGUAUGUUUAUACUUUUAAAAAAAAAAGCGAAUGCCUGCCUAAGUUUGGGCAGAGUGUAUGUAUAUUAUAUCAGAUUCUACGUCUAAAUAAAAAAACAAAAUCAA